This is a messenger RNA of Chlamydomonas reinhardtii, 13321 nucleotides long. RefSeq lists its product as uncharacterized. Bases 110 to 12943 code for a protein of 4277 amino acids. The record is from RefSeq and is a predicted model, not a curated record. The transcript is spliced from 23 exons. Lineage: Eukaryota; Viridiplantae; Chlorophyta; Chlorophyceae; Chlamydomonadales; Chlamydomonadaceae. Gene Ontology annotation, molecular function: protein binding.
CAGAAGCGUGGACUGCUGGCCACUGCAAGGCAGUGUGCAGUAUCUUCAAUGAUGCAAUAACUAGCACCUCCAGUUGGUGGAAAACCUACCUGCUGAGUAGUCUGAGGAAAUGGCAGAGCGCCAAGACUGGCGUUCGCAGCUCCCGUCCUUCCUGGACAACACGGAGAGCAACAUUAGGUCGAUGCGGAAGGACGUGCCCAGCAAUUCGGGACCGCAGAGCAGGACAUCUCGGAAUCCGGAGUCUGUUGCGAAUGCACGUGCGGAGCUCAGCUCGCUGCUGGCAGCGGUGCAGGGAUCUUUGGCCGACCUGCGUGUGGAGGUUGCUGCUGCGAAGCGGCUUUCCACCAACGCCAGCGCUGCGGUGGCUGGCGAGACCUCCCCCGCGCCGAAGGGCCCAGUCCGGUCAUCGUCCGCGCAGCCGCGGCACCGGGACCAGCGCCCCGCGGAGGUCACGCCCUCUUUGCAGAUGCGCCUUGCAGCUGCUGCGCCGCUGUACCCGUCGGGGCAGUCAUUCGGUCCUCUCUUCAACACGCCAGGCUCUGCGGACCUGAUGCUUUCGGGCACACCGCCUGCGCCUGCCUCCGCGUCCUCUGCCCAGACGGGUCAGAACGAGGAGCUGGUAAAGGCCAUUGACAUGCGGCUUCUAGAACUCGGGCAUAAGAUCGAGCGCUCCCUGGAGCGCAGCAUGGAGGAGCAGACGCUGCGGUCACAGCUGCAGACCGCCAUGCAGGCGGCCAACGUGAUGCAGCAACAGCAGGCGCAGCAGCAGCUGCUGCGAAGCAGCCUGCAGUCCUCGGGGCUCACGGGAUUUGGCUCCAUGGUCCCGGUCGCCGCGCCGGCGAACGGGACCCCCGACGGUGCCGGGCCGGCGACAGCUGCACCGGCCUUUGCCGCCAAUGGCCACCCACGCUUGUCGACGGGCGGUGCGGGCGGGGGCGCCUCGCCUGGGGCCGCUGCCUCCGCUGCGUCGGCGUCUCCCAACCCACUGAUCUUGUUGGCUAUGAAUAAGGCCGAUGCGGCAGAAAAGAUCUCCACGGAGGUCCGCAGUGAGCUGGCGCUGCUGCAGAAACACGCCACCAAAGAGGCGGAGGACCAUGGCAAGCACAUCGCCAGCCUGGAGGAGUCAUCGCGGCACCACUGGGAGAAGAUGUGCCAGGUGGCAUCGCAGGUGGACAGCCUGCUGGCGCAGCGCUCAGGUGCCUCGGAGCUUCAAGGGGAGGUGGCACGCAUAGCAGGCCGGCUGGUACAGAUGGAGGGGGUCCAGGACCGCACCGCAGUGAACAUGGAGGAGCAGCAGCGGCUGAUGCGCCAGCUCACCACGGCAAUGCAGAAGCUGUCCCAGGACACGGAGUCGGAGCGCGCCGUCGCGUCCAGCCGCCAGGGUGAGCUGGCCGCAAAGCUGGAGGCGGCGGCGGCGCGUGCGGGUGAGCUCGAAAUGCGCUUUUCCCGCGUCAGCGACGUGGAGGCCCGCAUGUCGCGGCUGGGCGACCUGGAGGUUAAACUGGCGCGCAUGGGGGAGCUGGAGGGCCGCGUGUCGCGGGUCGUGGACCUGGAGGCGCGGGUGGCGCGCUUGCCGGACAUUGAGGCGCGCAUUGCGCGGCUUAGUGACCUGGAGGUGAAGGUGGCGCGGCUGGGUGACCUGGAGGGCCGGCUAGGCCGCUUGACGGAUGUGGAGGCACGGCUGGGCCGGCUCACGGAGGUGGAGGCCAAGCUGGCGCGGCUGUCAGAGCUGGAGAGCCGGAUGGCGCGGUACGGGGAUGUGGAGGGGAAGCUGGCGCGCCUGUCGGAGCUGGAGGCGCGCGUGGCGCGAGUGGGCGAGCUGGAGUCGCGGCUGUCGCGGCUCAGCGACGCCGAGGCGCGGCUCGCGCACUUGCCCGAGCUGGAGGCGCGGGUGGCGGCCCUGCAGGCGUCCGUAGCGGCCGUCAGCGCGGUUGCGGCCGUGACGCCCACCCGCGCCAUGCCGUCGCCGCCGUCGCCGGUUCCGCCGCCGCAGCCGCCGCCCGCCCCGGUGGCGCCUGCGGUGAGCGCGGAGGUCGCGGCACGGACGGAGGAGGCGCUAGAGCGGCUGGCAAACCUGGAGCAACAGGUGGCGCGGCUGGCAGCAAGCGGCGAGUCGGCUUCUAGCCAGGUGCAGGAGCGCGACCGCGAGCGCCGCCGCGGCCACUCGCAGCUGGCACAGGUGGCCCAGGAGGCAGCCAAGCCGGAGGAGAGCGUCAGGUCGCUGGACGGCAUUCCGCCGGCGCUGGCGGGCUGGUUUGGGGAGGCGCUGGGCUCGCCCGCAUCCUCUCUGCGCGCCAGUGGCCCCGGUGCCGUCAGCGGCAACGCCGGCAAGCGCCGCACCGACCAGCACGUCACCUUCUCAGAUCGCCCUGUCAGCCUCAAGGAUCUGGACGACCGCGUGCGGUCUCUGGAGGAGGCCAUGUUCAACGGCAACUCCGCCUACGCUUCACCCGGACCCAACAGCCGCUCCAUGCAAGCGCUCAGCGCCCGCAUGGAGCGGCUGGAGCACAUCGUGCGCGCGGAGAACAGCAUCGAGGCCAUGGCGCAGGAGGCGCGCCUUGCGGUGACGGAGGAGUUCGUGCUGGAGCUGCGCCGCGACUUCCACGACGUGGUGGGGCCGACGCUGGAGAAGCUGGCGGCGCACGUGUCCGACCUGCGCAAGGGGCAGGGCCAGGGCUCCCCUGACACCGGGAAGGUGGCGUCCGAGAUGCGCGCGCUCAACGCCCGCCUUGACUCUCUGUCGGCGGAGAUCACCAGCCUGUCGGCACACAGCCGCUCAGCGCCGCCGUCCGCACACCCGGCCUCGGCGCCAGGCUCGCGCGGCGUCAGCGCUGCCGGCGAGGGCAUGCCCGCCGAACGGCUUCUGGUGCUGGAGGCACAGGUCAAGGAGCUCAGCGCGGCCGUGGAGGACACGCACAGCGUCUUCCAGCGGCUGCAGAAGCACCAGGCGCUGCUGGACAAGCUGCAGCACGAGAUCGACGGCCUGCGCAGCAGCGUCACGGCGGAGAUGGCCGCACUGAAGGAGCGCGUGGACGCCACAGAUGGCCAGGUCCAGGGCAUGGGUGAAGACGCACGCGAGAAGCUGGAGCAGCUGGCCCGCCUGGACAUGGAGCUGGAGGCGGCAACCAACACCGUGGCCUCCCUUAGCGAGCGUCUGGGCGCACAGGAGGGCCGCGUGGCGGAGCUUGACCGCCAGCAACGCGCACAGCGGGAGAAGCUCGACAUCGCGCACGAGCAGCUGGAGGCGCAGGCGGCACAGCUGGCGGCGGCGGAGCAGCAGCUGGGUGCCCAGGGCGAGCAGCUGGCAACACACGCGGAGCAGCUGGAGGCGACGGAGCAGCAGCUGGGUGCCCAUCGUGAGCAGCUGGCAGCACAGGCGGAGCAGCUGGAGGCGACGGAGGAGAAGCUAUGUGCCCAUGAUGAGCAGCUGGCAGCACAGGCGGAGCAAUUGGUGGCGACGGAGCAGCAGCUAGGUGCCCAGGGUGAACAGCUGGCAACACACGCGGAGCAGCUGGAGGCGGCGGAGGAGAAGCUGCAAGAGCAGGAGGCCAGGCUGCGUGACGCCGCAGCGGCGGCCAGCAACGCGGCUGCGGCGGCCAGCAGCGCAGCGGCUGGUCUGGCCGCAGCAGCGGCCGGCGGUGCCGCGGCGGCGGGCGCCGGCGCGGGUGCCAUCAUGUCUCGGGGCUUAACCAUCCCAGAGCCGGAGCAGUCGGUGUCGCCACGUGGCUUCGGCGGAUCUAGCUCCGGCGGCGUCGCCGAUAAGGCGGCGCUUGCGGAGCUGGAGGCAGACCUUAAGGGCAAGCUGGCUGAGCUGCGCAGCAGCAUGGGCGACGUGCGCAAAGAGCUGGGCAGCAAGGUGCAGGUGCUGGACGCGCAGACACAGGAGCUGCUGGCGUUCCGCGAGGAGAUGCUGUCCUCCUACAUGGAGCUGCAGGACGGGGUGGACAAGGCGACUGCAGUGGCGGACGAGGCGCUGCGCAAGACGGUGGAGCACGAGGUGCAGAUUACGGAGCUGUCACAGACCGUCGAGACCCAGGCAGAGGCGGCUGUCGCCGCCGCAGCUGCCGGUGAGGCCAAGACGCGCAGCAGCUUGGCGGGCGGCAGCAGCCGCCGGCUCAGCGAGGCGGCCGCGGCGGCCGCAAGCGUCAACGCUGAGGCGCUGGAGGAGCUACAGGGCUCGGUGCGCGAGCUGCAGGAGCGCGUGUCUGCGGGUGCCACGGAGCAGCAGGAGCGGCUGGAGGCGCUGGACGCCAAGGUGCACGCGCUCAGCGAGCUCAUCACCGCCGCCAGCCAGGACACGCAGGCCGCCACCGAGGCUCGCGCCCGGGCCGAGGAGCUGGCCUACGAGCUGUCUCAGGCGCAGGAGGCGCUGGAGACGCUGGCCACCGACUCGGGCCGCCUGGCGGAGCAGCUGGCGGAGGUGGCCGCCACCAGCGAGCGCACCGCGGACGGCCUGGAGCAGCUGGGCGAGCGGGUUGCGGCGCAGGACUCGGCGGUGGAGCGGCUGCAGGAUGGCGUGGAGCGGCUGGAGGGCCGCAUCGCGGCGACCAGGGCCGCGCCGGUGGCCGUUGUCGCUGGCGCUGGUGUUGCAUCGCGCGAGGCCGGGCACGCUGAGCCCGUGAUGCUGAGCCGGGGCAUGCCGUCCAUGCCGGGCGCGUCGGCGCCUGGUGUCGCUGCUGCGGAGACCGGCGCACAGGCGUCUCGCGUGGGGGCCAUGACGCUUCCGUCCGGUGCUGACAAGGGUAUGCCCGGCUCCCAGGCCAUUUUGAACCCGCUGUUUGCGGAUUCCAGCGAGGAUCUGGACGGGCUCGCCCCGCCCGCUGCCGGGGCUGGCCAGGCUGUGAGGGUUGGUGCCGUAUCAGGAGGCGGCGGAGGCUCGGCCGCGGACAGCGGCGCGCGGCCCCGAUCGCUGGAUUCACUGGGCUCGCCGCCACUCAACAGCCGACCACUUCUGCCAGAAGACUCCUCAGUGCGGGAAAAGGCCACCUACUACGAGCAGCUCGCAAGCGCACAGAAGACUUCGGAUGGGGGGGCCACUGCCCUGGUGCGUCGAAGCAACGCCAGCAGUGGCGCCGGCGGUGGGGCCAGUGACGGCGGCGGCGCAAGCCCGCUCGUGUCGCCUCGCGAGCCAACCGCUGCGCCAAUGGUCCGGUCACGCGCUGCGCCGCCCGUGUUUGCGGUGGCGGAGGCAACCGAGGACGAUGGCGAGGACGAUGAGGUGCCUUUCGAGGAGGAGGCGGUGGAGACGGAUGAGGAGGAGCACGAGCUUGCAUCUCCUGGCGCCGCUGCCGCUGUCGCGACGGGUGCAGUGGGCAUCGCGGGACUACGGCAGGCGGUGGCGGCUGCAGGCGGCACCAGCCGCAGCCUGCCGCCGACGCCAAGCGGCGACACGGCAGCGGGCACUUCACAAGAGCCCCUGAUCGCCACCGGCGGCUCACUGGCAGCUGUACGUGCCGCCCGCUCCGGCCUCGGCCUGUCCGGAGACCUCUCAUCGCCGAAGUUCACUGCCGCCCUGUCUGGCGGCACCGGCGAACGCGACGAUGACGCGGGUGAGGACGACGAGGAGGGCGUCAGCCCCGCCACACACGCCCGCCGGGUGUUUGGCCGUGAGCAGACUUUCCGUAAGGGGCAGGCGGAUGAGGAGGUCUCCAUCAGCAGCGGUGACGAGGACGAGGCCGCCAAGGAACGCGAGGCCGCUCGCGCGGAGGCGCGCCGCCUGGGCCGGGAGCAAAGUUUCCGCCACGGCGCAGCAGACGAGGAGGUGUCCUUGAGCAGCGGAGACGAGGGCGAGGAUGAAGCAGAAGAGGAGGUGGCGCUGCCGGAUGAGCUGGAUGACGACGACGAGUACGCCGCCGGCAAGCGGGGCUCCGCUGCCCGGCCCAGCAGUGGUGCGGCCGCUGCUGGCGCUGUCGCCGCUGCAGGCGCUGCUGCUGCCGCCGCUGGCUUUGAGGCGUCUGACUCGGACAUCUUCGAGCAGGAGCGAGAGGACGAGGAGGCGGAGAUUGAGGCUCGCGGGGCCGAUGUGGACGACGGUGACGACGACAACAUUGGCAGUGGCUUUGAUGAUGAUGAAGACCUCGAGCUGGCUGGCAUGGCGCCGCCGCCUCGCCAGCAGGAGGACGAGGAGGAGGAGGAAGCGGAGCGGGAUCUUCCCGUCGUUGCAGCCCGCGCAGCAGCGCCAGCACCAGCGGUGCGCUCCGCCCCCGUCGCCUCGGCAGUGCCAGCAGCCAGUGCCGCAGUGGCGGGCGACAUUGAGGGAGGUGAUGAUGACGAGGCAGAGAGCGUGGACGUUGAUGAGGACAUCGAGCUUGAGCCUGGCGUCAACCCGGGGGGUUUCGAUUAUGAUGACGAGGACGAGAUGCCCACCCUGUCUGCACCGCUGCACUCUCAGCCGCCGCCGCCACUCGCGGCGGCACGUAGCGGCGCUGUGGCAGCCUCCUCAGAGCCUGUCAAUGCAGGUGCUACCGCCACCGCUGUCAGCGGCACGCCGGGGGCGGCAGCUGCGGCUGCCGCUGGGGCGGAGGGGGAUGCCUCCCGCAACGCCAGCCAGCUCAGCACCAGCGGCCUUGGGCCGCUGGCAGGGCUCUCCAGCGGCGCUGCAGCCUUGCUGGGCGCCAGCACUGACUCACUGUCACGCCGCAAGCUGCCACCGCUGGCCCCCCUCGCACCACUGGGCGCAGCUGGCGCGUCCAACCUCCAGACCAGUCGCGGGCUGGAUUUGACGCCGCCGCUGCUGCGGCCGCCGCUGGGCGCAUCCGGCAACCUGAGUGGCAACCUCAGCGGCCACUUGAGUGGCGACCUUACGGCGGUCUUGAAACCCUCCCUGGGUGCGGUGUCCAGCGGCGGUGCGCCGGCUGUCUCCAUCCCCGCUGCCUCGACCUCAGCCGGAGGCGCUCCUGCACCCGCCGCCGCUGCCGCUGCGCCCACCUCCUCAGCAGCUCCGGCAUCCGCCGUGGCUGCGGGUAACUCCAUGCGCUCCAUCGCUGCGGCCGACUCUUUGCGCUCCAUGGCUGCGGGCGACUCUUAUCGUUCCAUCGCUGCGGGUGAUUCCAAGCGCUCCAUUGGCGGCGGCUUGUCCACCGAGGAGCCCGCACCACCGGUUGUGCUGGCCACCCCCGCGUCCAUGUCGAUGUCGGGUGAACUGACAGGCCGCCGGAUGCUGGCACCACUUGCGCCUCUGGCGCCCCUCUCGCGCGUCUCAGGCGCGGGCGCCCUGCCGCCUGUGCAGCCGCCGCCCAACCUCAGCGUCAGUGGUGCCCUCAGCCCCGGCAGCAGCGCCGCUGCCACGCCCGCUACCUCUGCCGGCGGCGCGCCGGCAACCUCGUCUUCGCCCGCGUCGCGUAGCAUUGGCGCCGCCGGGCCCGCGCCGCUGCCCAUUGUCAAGUCGGCGCUGCCAGCGCUACGCGGCGCUCCUCCGGCAGCCGCCGCCGCCGCCGCAUCGUCGGCCCCAGCCAAGAAGGACGAGGACGCGGAGUCGCUUGCCAGCGGCUUCAGCGGCAUGUCCAUUGGAGACCUGCCGGACAACGGCGGCGCCGUGGGCGAGUCGGCGGCGGACCCCGUUGCUGCGGAGCUGCUGGCGCCCGCACCCGUGCUCAUUCCGGGUGCGGGGCCGGCAGGCGCCAGUGCCUUCGCCGUGCCCUCCAUGGAGUCGCUCAAGAAGCUUGUGCUGCACCCCACGCCGCAGCCGCACCCGUUGGCGCGGCGCAGCGAGUCGCCGCUACACCCGGCAGAGCCAGCCACCGGCACGGACGCCAGCACGGCCUCCGGCUCGGCGCCCAACUCUGACAAGUCCAUGCCGGACACAGCAGAUGCGGACGUGGAGGCGGAGGGCGAGGCGGAGGUGGGCUCUGAGCAUGCGGCGCUGUCACGAGCCGCGCCUCCGCCACCGCCGCCUGCCCGCCGCAGCAGCGGCGGCGUCAGCAGGGCCAGCGCGGCGGAUCGGGAGCCGCAAACGGACGAGUAUGAGGAUGACGCGAUCCCGGAGGAGGACAUUGCCGAGGAGGUGAACAUGGAUGCUGAGGGCGUAGGCAUGUCUGCGGAGAACAGCGGCACGGCAUCAUCAGGGGCAGGCGUGACACGGGAGAACUCCGUCACCAACCCCGACCCGGCGCCAAUGCGCUUGAGCGCCUCGGGGCAGGGCCCCGUGCUGGCGCUGCAAACCCCCAGCAAGAGGGGCCUCGCCUCAUUGCUGGAGUCGGGCAGCCAGGACGAGGGCGAUGACGAGGACCGGCCAAGCAGCUCCGCUGCCGCCGCACACGCAGCGUCUGCGGCGGCCGCGCUGGCGCCUGCCGUGCCGUCGGUGCACUCGCGCGGCGCACUGCUCGCGCGCAGCAGCAGCGGCGCCAGCAGCCGCGACCUACCGCCGCAGCGGCCGCCGCUGUCCUCAGCCACUGCUUCCCGCCGCACGCUCGCCAGCGACGACGACGCUGCUGAGGCCGGUGUUGCCACUGCAGCGGUCGGCAGCAGGACGGCGCAGUCCUCUAUCAGCGGCGCCCUGGAGCGAUCCUCGCCGGCACCCUUCCGCUCGCCCUCUGCCCGCUCCACUGGGCUCAGCGAGCUGCUGCAGCCCCCCGAGGCGUCCGGACACGACGCCACCUUUUUCGCCAGCCCCAGCCCCGGUGGCCACAGCGCCGCCGGCAGCCGCACCUCCAGCCCCUCGGGCGGAAGCCCAGCCGGCACCACGCACGACCGCAGCCACUUCCGCCGCGGCCCGCUGACGGCAGCGCUGGCGGCCGCCGCUUCCGGGCCACUCACCACCACCACGAUCACGCCCGACGGCAUUCUGGAAGCCGAACCCGAGCUCGAGGCUGAGGCGCAGGCCGAGUCCUCCGACAUUUUUGUGGACGAGGAGGAGGAGGUGGUGAUGGAGAAUGAGGAGGUGGACGAUGACGUCUUUGGUGAUGAGCCCGAGCCCCCCAGCAUUGACCCGGCCGCCGCGGCCGCCGCCGCCGAGAUGGCGGAGGCAGACAGCGAGGAGCAGGGGCACGACUCCUUCGACCUGGACCUGCCUGGGAUUGGCGAUGAGGGUGGGCAGGACGAGGAGGGCGGCGCCGGGCACCGCUUUGACCUGAACGCGGGCGGCAGUGGAUCGCUGGGCUCUCUGGACCUGCCGCCUGACCUACCUGGCAUGUCGGAGGGCAGCGCAGGCGACGACGACGAGGAAGAGGAUAUCGGCCGCCUGAACCACGAGGCGCAGGCAGCAGCCGUUGCCGUGGCGGCUGGCAGCAGCUCUCGCAGCCUGCUGCCGCCCCUGCCGCCCGGUGGCCGCCACAGCGGCGCCGGCGUCACGACGGCUACUUCUGCAGCCCUGGCCGCGGGCGCCUCCUCAUCACGGAUGAGCCUGCCCAGCUCGGAGGACAGCCUGGCGCUGGUGGCGCCGGCGGAGGGAGCAGACCGCAGCCUGCUCAGUGACGGUCCGGGUGAUGAUGACGAGGCCGACAUUUUUGCGCACAGCGGUGACGCCGAGGCCAUGGGUGGCAUCUCGAUCGAGGCCUCCGCAGGCCGCUUCGGCAGCGGCAGCGCCGGUGCCGUCGCGGUCGCGUCGCGCGCAGCGCCGCAGCCGCUUGCUGUGCCGGUGCCUGCGCCUGCGCCCCGGAGUGACGCCGAGGCCGGUGCAAGUCGCCGUGGCUCCAACCCUGGCGGCGCACUGCACGCCGACCACAGCAGCAGCUCGAUGGGCUUUGACGGCGACGUCUCCAUGGAGGCCGAGCGCCUGGCGGCGAUGCUGUCGCGCGAUCCUCGCGGUGCUGGUGCUAGCCGCGUGAGCGGCAGUGGCAGCGCCGCUGGCAGGCGCAGCACGGACGCCAGCGGGCUUGGCGCGGUGGCCGAGUCUGACGGCGAGGCCGCGGCGGUGUCGGAGGAAGGCAUGCAGGCCGACAUCGAGGAAGAGCUGGAGCUGGAGGGUGUAGGCGGCCGCGCCGCGCGCUCCUCCGGCACCGGCUCCGGCCGUCGCAGCAGCGAGGGCGCCGCGGGCCGCGUGCACGGCAGCCUGGACUUCUAUGACGAGGAGGAGGAGAGCAGCACCAGCAGUAGCGGCAUCAUUGCCGCCGGGCCUACCGGCGCGGUGCCGGCCUUCACCGCCGCUGGCACGUCCAUGAUGUACAGCGAUGACGACUCGUCCAUGGAGUUGGAGGUGUUCAAACCCGCGACGACGACGGCCGCUGGCGCCACAGGCGCCGGCGCUCGCGGCGGCACACCGGCUGCGCCGGCGUCAUCCUCGGCAGCAGCAGCGGCAGGGGCCCCGGCGCGGCAGCAGCAAGCGUAUGCGGGCGACUCGUUGAUGAUGGACGACUCGCGAGAAUCCAUCGGCCUGGGCGGGCUGGGCGGCCGCGGCGACCUGGCUUACCACGGCCGCAGCGGGCUGACGGAGGAGGAGGACGAGGACAUGCGGGCGUACGAGGAGGAGGAGCAGGUGGAGGAGGAGCCCAGCAGGAGCAGCAGCCUAGGGGUGUCAGCAGCGGCGGCACGCGCUGCCGCGGGGCCCAGCGCCAGCGUCUUGUCGGCAGGGAGCGACAGCGCCGGGGCCGCCUCCACGCCCACGUCCCAUAAGCUGCCGGCACCCAGCCGGCAGGAGGCGCAGCGCGCGGCCGAGGCGCGGCGGCCGGCGCGGCCGGCGCUGCCCUUCGCGCACUCCAUGGGCGACCUGAGCACCAGCAGCGGCGCCUACCGCGUGCAGGUGCUCACCGGCGACCGCAGCGGCAGCAGCUGCAGCCCCGGCGCGGUGCGGCUGACGCUGUACGGCAGUCAGGCGGUGCACGCGGCGCAGCUGCGGCCCACCGCGCACGCGGGCCGGCCGCUGGGCGAGGGCGAUCGCAGUGAGGAGGACUACUUCCUGACUGGCGGCUGCGACGAGUUCAUGGUCGACACCGCGGCAGACCUGGGCGAGCUGUCCGCCGUCUACAUCUGGCAUGAAGGCGAGGGCUUCUCGUCUUCCUGGUUCGUGUCCAGCGUGACUGUGGAGCAGCUCAUGACGGGGCUGGAGUGGGUGUUCACCGUCAACGACUGGGUGCGCGGCGGCAACCGCGGCGGCAAGGUGGUGCGCCUGGACGGCGGCGGCGGCGCGCUGUCGCUCAGCCGGGAGAACAGCCUGGCGCGCCUGGCGGGUGGUGGCGCCGGGUCCCGCCCCAGCUCGCCGCCGCGGGUCUCCGCUCCCGGGGGUAGCAGCAGCGGCGGCGCCGCCGCGGGUGGCAGCGGCUUGGCCGCGCCGGUGCCGCCAGGCGCAGGCGGCGCGUACCAGCUGCGCCAGCGUCAGGGGCUUGGCGCGUUCGGGGAUGAGAGCAUGGACGUGUCAGACUCGGAUCUGAACUCGCCAGGCGAUCGGCCGGAUCUCGCCGUCGGCAUUAGCAGCCGCAGCUUUGGCGGUGACGACCUGCCGGGCUUGGGCAGUGCCAGGCCGCCAAAGGCGUCUGGCGGCCUGUCCAGAGGUAACAGCUCUGGUGGCGGCUCGUCAUCUGCGUUCGCGGGCGCAACGUCCGCUGCCGCAGCGGCAGCGGGUGGCGGCGGCAGGUCGGGGCGCAUGGCGUCCAACCUGCCGAGCGGCAUCGGGGUGGUGCUGGAGGAGGACAUUGAGGAGGUGGACGCCAUGCUGUCGACCAGUGCGGCCUUCAGCCUUGGUCCCGUGUCUGCAGCCCGCGGCACCGGCCCGGCGCUGGUGAGCCCGCGCCCGCCGCUGCCUCCUGGCGCGCCACGCCGCCGCGAGCUCACGGACGAGGCCAGCGAGGGCCCCGACACAGCCACCAGUGGCGGCGGCCGCCGCACGUCGGCCUCGGGUGCCCUGCCGCCCACGCCGCCGGUCAACCGUCGCAGCAGUGGCGGUGGCGUGGACCGCAGCGGCAGCUUCGGCCGCCGCCUGUCUGGGGGACUGGAGCCGGAGGGCUCUAUGGACUCUUUUGGCGGCGGCGGCAGCUUCGGCCGGCGGCGCGUGCGCGUCAGUGGCGGCGGCGAGGAGGGUGACCUGGCCUCAGAGCUGUCGGUGGAGGGCAGCGAGCUGUCCGGAACGUCGGCGGCGUCGCUGUCCAUGUACGCGCCCGGCGGUGUGCGGCCGCCGGCGCUGGCGGGCGGCGCCAUCGCGGUGGACUACCUGGGCACCAGCCGCAAGCGGGUGUCGUGGGCUGAGUACGCAGACGAGUAUGAGUUCUCGCGCGAUGACGACAGCGGCUCCGUGGCCUCGGUGACGGAAGAGGAGAUGCUGGAGGCGCAGGGCGAGGCCACCCGGCCCGACUCCUCCAACGUGGGCUACGACGCCCUGAUGGCCAAGCCCAAAGCCGGCGCCAGCUCCGCCGCAGCGGCCGGGUCCGCAGGCGCUGCCGGCAGCAACGCGGCGGGCGGCGCCGCCGGUGACUUCAUGGAGGUGCCGCUCAAGCGGCGUAAGGGGCCGCACGCCAACGCAUACGGCUACAAGAUCAAGGUCUUCACCGCCGACAAGCUGAACGCGGGGCUAGGCAACACCACGGUGCACGUGGAGCUGCUGGGUCGCGACGCCACGGUGUCGCAGGCGCUCCCCAAGGGCAAGGGCUCAUUCGCGCGAGGCUGCGCCGACCGCUUCACGCUGUACAGCCACGCCGGGGACAUGGGCCAGCUACUAGCGCUCAAGAUUUGGCACGAGGGCAAGACACUCGGCCCCGGAAACUGGGGCUUUGAGUCGGUGGUCAUCGACGACCGCGUCAAGGGCAACCGCUACACGUUCCGCAACCCGGACCCUGACUGCGUGCUGCGCAAGGGGCGGCGGCACUGCCUGGUGCUCAAACCCGCAGUCAGCCGCAUUGACGAGAGCGAGGACCUGGCGGAGGUGGCGCGCGAGUACGAGACACAGCUGGUGGCCAACAGGGGCCUGAACGAGCAGGAGCGCGCCGGGCUGCGCGGCAAGCUGGACAAGAUCAACCAGCGCCUGAGCAGGGUCGGCGCACGUGUGGCGCGGACUCUGAGUGGCGGAAGCAGGAAGUGAUGCACCGUUUAAAGAUAGGAUGACGCACACGUCAACGGCCUGCGGUGGGUUCGUGGUCCAUGAUAGCACUGGCGCUCGAACACGUGCAAGCAAUAUGGUUUAUGGCCAGUGAUUACCCGUAGGCUAGCCGAUGACAUAAUGCAUUUGUGAUGAGCUCAUUCAUGUCUAUACAUAGGACUGCAUUUAUACUGGAGGACAGGAGGUGGGCCCAUGUUUCAGCCACGUGGUCCCGGGGGCGAUUGAGUGCAUGAAGUGCGAGGGUGACAGCACUGCGCAACACGACACUUGCAAGUGGACAGCAAGAUGCAAGCGCUGUGGGGGCGAAUACCGCUCCUCAGUCGAUAUACAUACUGCCAUGGAAUGUAAUCCGAGUUCCAG